Molecule: messenger RNA, 1133 nt
Organism: Vitis vinifera (wine grape)
Lineage: Eukaryota; Viridiplantae; Streptophyta; Magnoliopsida; Vitales; Vitaceae
Exons: 4
Coding region: 39-1052 (337 amino acids)
Source: RefSeq, a predicted model, not a curated record
GCGAAAAAGAGGCUCAACAGACACCACCACCACACUCCAUGGCUUCUCUCCACCUCUGGCGUCUUCUCUCCCUCUACAUCUCCUCCAUUGCCGCCGUCCUUCGCCGUGCCUCCCCCGCUCUUUCCCGCCUCAUCCGCUGUUCAAUCAUCGUCACCCUCAUCGAAUCCUGCCUCUCUCUAUACUUCAUAUUCCUCGGCCUCUCCCCCACCACCGUGGAACUCGAUGACCACACCACCGUCCACUUCUGGACCUCCGCCCACCGCCGCUUCAGCCGCCCCAACCUCGUCCUCGUCCACGGCUUCGGCGGCAACUCGCGGUGGCAGUUCCUCCAGCUGGUGGGUCCUCUCUCCAGGUCCUUCAACCUAUACGUCCCCGACCUGCUCUUCUUCGGGAAAUCACACACUUUCCGCCGGAACCGGAGCGAGGGGUUUCAGGCGAGGUGCGUGGUGGAGGGGCUGAGGGGAUUGGGUGUGGGGAGGUGCAGGGUGUUCGGGAUCAGCUAUGGUGGAUACGUGGCGUAUCGGAUGGCGGAGAUGUGGCCGGAGGUAGUGGAGAGGGUGGCGAUUGCAAGCUGUGGAAUUGGGUAUACGGAGGAGCAGAAGAGGGAACACUUAGGAAAGCUCGGGAGGAGUGUGACGGAGAUUUUCUUGCCGGAGAGUCCAAAGAAUCUCCGGCGACUGCUGAAUCUCUCCAUAUACAAGUUCGAUCCUCUCAAAUGGGCCCCUGACUUUUUUCUUCAACAUUUAAUAGAUGCAAUGUUGAAGGAUUACAGAAAGGAGAAGUUAGAGUUGCUUGAGCACUUGCUGGCCCAGAAAGCUGAUCCAGACAUUCCCAUUCCCCCUCAGGAAACAAUGCUCAUUUGGGGUGAUAAGGACGAUGUAUUUCCACCCUUGCUGGCUUUCCAACUGCAAAGGCACUUUGGUCCAAAGACAAAGCUGGAAAUAAUCAAGGACACAGGCCAUGCUUUAAACAUCGACUCGCCUGCUCGGCUAUAUGAAUUGAUCGAGUCCUUUUCUUUGGGUUGUUCCAAUUCCAAGGAUGAUGAUAUAUGAAAACAAAUUUGUUGAAGUUAUGUCACAAAACUCUUUCGUUGUUCCUAAUGAAAAGGAUAUGACAUCGUUGUUGUUGUUUUA